This is a messenger RNA of Eutrema salsugineum, 2294 nucleotides long. RefSeq names its product tRNA-dihydrouridine(47) synthase [NAD(P)(+)]-like. The transcript is spliced from 10 exons. Gene Ontology annotation, molecular function: tRNA dihydrouridine synthase activity; flavin adenine dinucleotide binding; metal ion binding. Gene Ontology annotation, biological process: tRNA processing. Lineage: Eukaryota; Viridiplantae; Streptophyta; Magnoliopsida; Brassicales; Brassicaceae. The record is from RefSeq and is a predicted model, not a curated record. The coding region runs from base 85 to 2154 and encodes 689 amino acids.
UCUGUAGAAAUUAUCUCUAAAACCCUAACCCUAAUCACUCACUACCUUUACUUAUCUUUCCCGCGACGACGGAGCUUGUCCGAAAUGUCCGAUGUAGUAGCGGAGCUAGCGGUGGAUACGAGUUGUGAAGGAGAUGCAAAGCCUGCGGCUCAAUCGCCGGAAAAGUCGGCGAAGCAGUUCUCUGUGUAUGAAGCGACUUCGGAAGAGCUAAUAGAAAGAUCAAUGGCUCCUAUUAAAAAGGAGUUCUUAUGUCCUCCUCCAAGCCGUGCCGGCAAGCAAAAUGAGGCCGCCGACGUUAAGGCUCCUCAAUCGGGAUUGGUCCUGGAGAAGAAAUCAAAACGACAGCUCAAACGUGAACGCCGGGAGAAAUCUGCCAUCAAUCUAUGUCCGCAGAUUGCAAGGACAGAAGACGUCAAUUCCUGUCAGUAUAAAGAGAAAUGCCGCUUUAAUCAUGAUAUUGAAGCUUUCAAGGCUCAGAAACCAGAUGAUAUAGAGGGGCAAUGCCCAUUUGUGGCCUCUGGAAUGAAGUGCGCAUAUGGUUUAUCAUGCAGAUUCUUCGGCACCCACAAAGAUAUUGCUGGUAACUCAGCUGGGGAGGAGAACUCAGAGAUUAACUUUUUUAACAAAGAUACACAGAGGCUUUUAUGGAAAAAUAAGAUGACUUUUAUCAAAGCAGAUGCAAAACUCAAGUCCCUCGGCCUCUUGGGGCAUGCCAAGAAAAGCAAUGCUGCUGAAGAAAAUAAUGCAGAAAAAACUCAAAAUGGUGCCAACGACGCUCAGUCAACUGAUGUAGCGGUUGACUCAGCUGUCAGCUCUGAACCUUUAUCAGAAAUGAUAGAAGAUGUUGAAAUUCCUGGACCAUUAGAGACUGCGGAAGUUCGUCCCAUGAAAAAGGCAAAAUCUGAGGACAAAGAGACUUCUAAACCUGGAGAUGUUAAUGGUGGCGUGAAAGUGGAAGAGGAAACGGAAAAGAACGGGCAUUCUACUUCAAAAUCCGAAGUAGAAGAUGAGGAUAGCAUCAAAAUUGUUGAAACUGAUGCUAGUCUAAAGUUGCACCUUCGUGAAAAGAAAAAGCUAAUUGAUUUUAGGGAUAAGUUGUACCUUGCACCCCUUACAACUGUGGGCAAUCUUCCCUUCAGAAGACUUUGCAAAGUGUUGGGAGCAGAUGUGACGUGUGGUGAGAUGGCGAUGUGCACAAAUCUUUUGCAGGGCCAAGCUUCGGAAUGGGCUCUGCUUAGACGGCAUUCAUCGGAAGAUAUGUUUGGUGUUCAGAUUUGCGGUUCUUUUCCUGAUACGGUGUCGCGUGCGGUUGAGCUUAUAGAUCGAGAAUGCACGGUUGAUUUCAUAGACAUCAACAUGGGUUGCCCGAUAGAUAUGGUUGUUAACAAAAGUGCUGGUUCAGCUCUUCUCAACAAACCUACACGAAUGAAGAACAUCGUGGAAGUCUCUUCUUCCAUUGUUGAAACACCAAUCACUAUCAAGGUACGCACAGCGUUUUUUGAGGGUAAGAACCGGAUAGAUUCAUUAAUAUCGGAUAUUGGGAACUGGGGAGCCACUGCGGUGACGAUUCAUGGGCGGUCAAGACAGCAACGUUAUAGCAAGUCUGCGGAUUGGGACUAUAUAUACCGGUGUACCAAAAACGCUUCCUCUAAUCUACAAGUUAUAGGAAAUGGAGAUGUGUACUCUUAUUUAGACUGGAACAAACACAAGUCUGACUGUCCUGAGUUGUCUAGCUGCAUGAUAGCUCGUGGAGCAUUGAUCAAGCCUUGGAUAUUUACUGAAAUCAAAGAGCAACGGCACUGGGACAUUACCUCUGGGGAAAGACUUAACAUCUUGAAAGACUUCGUACGUUUUGGUCUUCAACAUUGGGGAUCCGACACAAAAGGAGUCGAGACAACGAGGCACUUCUUGCUGGAGUGGCUAAGCUACACGUUUAGGUACAUACCUGUAGGUUUGCUUGAUGUGAUCCCGCAGCAAAUCAACUGGCGUCCGCCUUCUUACUUUGGUCGUGAUGAUCUCGAGACACUCAUGAUGUCUGAAUCUGCGGGUGACUGGGUGCGGAUAUCGGAAUUGCUGCUUGGAAAGGUUCCGGAAGGCUUCACGUUUGCCCCCAAGCACAAAUCCAACGCUUAUGACCGAGCUGAAAACGGCUGAUUCAUCCACAUCUUCUGUAACAGAGCAAUCUCAUUCAAAAAUUGUCUGAAACUGUGAGGAUCAUCAAAUUUAUAUUUAAUAUCUUUAAACAAUUUUUUUUUAAUUGCAUUCUGUUUAUAUAUCAAAAAAAUUCAAAUUAC